Molecule: messenger RNA, 1914 nt
Organism: Sapajus apella (tufted capuchin)
Lineage: Eukaryota; Metazoa; Chordata; Mammalia; Primates; Cebidae
Product: histone PARylation factor 1
Exons: 8
Coding region: 817-1812 (331 amino acids)
Biological process (GO): regulation of protein ADP-ribosylation; DNA damage response
Cellular component (GO): nucleus
Molecular function (GO): histone binding; poly-ADP-D-ribose binding
Source: RefSeq, a predicted model, not a curated record
UCAUAUCAAGAAUAAGGAAUAAGACCUUUCUAGGACGGAUGUGAAGGAGACCCAAGGACAUCAGUUGAGGGCUGUGCCUUCCAAAUUUUGAUGUGCAUAGGAAUUACCAGGGGAUCUUGUUGCAAUGCAGAUACUGAUUCAGUAAGUCUGGGUCAGCCCUGCGAUUUGGCGUUUUUAACGAAUUCCCUCACGAUGCUGAGGUUGCUGGUUCAGGGACUACAUUUUGCCUAUCGGGGUGUAGAGAAAAAACAGUCCAAAUCGUAACAAGAAGACUACGGUACAGAGAGAGACACACACAGACAUUUAUCUCCUUCUCGGAGAUAAUCAGGAAUGAAUUAGUGUAAGCCAAUAACCGUACAGUAGGGGAGGGAGAGGGAUGGAGGAGAAGGCGGAAAGUAUUAACAUUUUAAGUAAAUACAAAUGAAAAAACAAGGAAGGGGCUGUAUUGAGGGCAGCCGCAUACAUCCAACCUUGUCUCUAGUAGACACCUGAAGAGGAAGGUUGGACCACACGAGCGGUUCAGAUUUAGUAGUCUGGGGGUCUCUGGAGCGACCCUGGAAGAUGCUUCAGAAAGCCUAGAUGCGGACCACGCUGACGGAAGACGCACCUUCCCCACGCCCAGCCCGGGAGUGGGUGGGGCCUCAAUGCGCCAAGCGCCAGGUCUCAGGGGGCGGGGCAUGGGCGGAACCUUUCAUCUAAAUUGGCGCGCCCGGGCGGUGCUGGGAUUCGGAUUGGAAGCUUUUGAACCCGGAAGCAGUUGGCGGCGCCCGGAAGCAGUCGCGGAUCCGGGAAUUCUGCUGGUGCUGCAGCUGCAGAAUGAGUGAAAACACAGUUGAUAUGAAGAAAAGUAAAUUUUGUGAAGCUGAUGUCUCCAGUGACCUUCGAAAAGAAGUAGAAAAUCAUUAUAAGCUCUCUUUACCUGAAGAUUUCUAUCACUUCUGGAAGUUCUGUGAAGAACUUGAUCCUGAAAAGCCAGCUGAUUCACUUUCUGCAAGUCUUGGACUUCAGUUAGUUGGUCCUUAUGAUAUCCUUGCUGGAAAACAUAAAAUGAAGAAAAAAUCAACAGGCCCAAAUUUUAACCUUCAUUGGAGGUUUUACUAUGAUCCUCCUGAGUUUCAGACCAUUAUUAUUGGAGAUAAUGAAACUCAGUACCACAUGGGGUAUUUCAGGGAUUCUCCUGAUGAACUUCCUGUAUAUGUUGGUAUAAAUGAAGCCAAGAAAAAUUGUAUAAUCGUUCCAAAUGGAGACAAUGUAUUUGCUGCAGUCAAAUUAUUUUUGAUGAAAAAACUUAAAGAAGUAACGGAUAAAAAGAAAACCAAUCUCUUGAAAAACAUAGAUGAAAAACUCACAGAAACAGCCAGAGAACUGGGGUACUCACUGGAACAGAGAACCAUGAAGAUGAAACAGAGAGAUAAGAAAGUUGUGUCAAAGACCUUCCAUGGUGCAGGCUUGGUUGUUCCAGUAGAUAAAAAUGAUGUUGGGUACAGAGAGCUCCCUGAAACAGAUGCUGACCUCAAGAGAAUUUGCAAGACAAUAGUUGAGGCUGCAAGUGACGAGGAGAGACUAAAAGCUUUUGCUCCCAUUGAGGAAAUGAUGACUUUUGUGCAGUUUGCUAAUGAUGAAUGUGAUUAUGGCAUGGGGCUUGAGUUGGGAAUGGACCUCUUUUGCUAUGGCUCACAUUAUUUUCAUAAAGUUGCUGGUCAUCUUUUACCUCUUGCUUAUAAACUGUUGAAGAGGAAUCUGUUUGCAGAAAUCAUUGAGGAACAUCUGGCAAACAGAAGUAAAGAGAACAUAGACCAACUUGCUGCAUGAGUAAGGAGGCUUAUUUGGUGUACAGUAUUUCAAGGGACUAAUAUUAAACUUGUGAUUUUUGUUUUGUUUUUAAGGAAUACAAAAAAAUAUAUACUAAAAAUA